Messenger RNA from Amphimedon queenslandica, 6999 nucleotides. RefSeq lists its product as uncharacterized. Gene Ontology annotation, cellular component: nucleus. Gene Ontology annotation, molecular function: histone H3K79 methyltransferase activity. The record is from RefSeq and is a predicted model, not a curated record. Gene Ontology annotation, biological process: regulation of transcription regulatory region DNA binding; DNA repair; DNA damage checkpoint signaling. The transcript has 17 exons. Bases 363 to 6902 code for a protein of 2179 amino acids. NCBI's taxonomy places the organism in Eukaryota, Metazoa, Porifera, Demospongiae, Haplosclerida, Niphatidae.
AGCUAUAAUCUUGAUUCGUCUUCUCUUUCCGCUUGUAACUCGACCCAUAAGCUUUAUACCCUCUUCUUUAUCCUCUCCCGGGACUGUAAAAGGUCCACUUGAUCGACUAAAAAGCGAGACGGGUCUACUUAUAAGAAACUUUGCAAGAAAUCCCCAAGAGAAAGUUACCCGAGUAGGGACACACUCUCUCGCCCUCGCCUCCAGUCACUGGAUGCCUGGCCUGCUCUAAGACAAACAAGAGAACUUUAUCUUUCAUUCCUUCGCCAGACCUCGCCUCCUUCUCCACUGCACUGUGAACAGGGUGUCCAGGGCAGUUAGAGACAGGAGAUUUUGGUGAAGAUUCAUUUAAGAGAAAACUACAAAUGCCAGAAACUCGAUCUCCUUAUACACUAACACUACACAGUCCAGCCACUAGCAGUGCUUCUUCUUCAUCUGUAGCUACCUACCACUGGCCACUACAAAUAACUGAAUCAUGGAAUGAAGCUCACGAGAUUGCAGAGACAGUGAGGUGGGUGUGUAGUGAUUUCCCUGAGCUAGAGACAGCAGUACAGAACUGUAUCUUCAAUCACUUUGACCCUUCAAGCUUUGAAAGUAUGAAAAUGUUCUGUGAGAAGUACAACAGAGCUGUAGAUAACAUCAGGAAACUGUGGUCAGGAAGACAGCCUCCUCCUUGUAUAGAUGUCCUACCAUCUUCACAGCAUCUUAAACACAUCAUAACACAGAUAUACAACAGAUCAGUCAAGAAACCUGAGGACUUGAAUCAGUACGAACCAUUCUCACCAGAAGUUUAUGGUGAAACAUCCUUUGAGUUGAUUCAAGAAGUUAUAGCAACAACAAGAAUGACAGAGAAUGACGUCUUUCUGGACCUUGGAAGUGGUGUUGGUCAGAUAGUCCUUCAGGUUGCUGCUAGUGUUGGUUGUAAAUGCUAUGGCAUUGAAAAGGCUGAUAUCCCUGCUAAAUAUGCUGAGACGAUGGACUCUGAGUUUGUUCGGUGGAUGGACUUUUACGGUAAAAGUUACGGCGAGUACGAGCUAUUAAAAGGAGACUUCAUGGAUCCUAAAUUCGAAGAGAUCUUUAAUUCGGCAACUGUUUUAUUUUGUAAUAAUUACGCAUUCGGACCUGAUCUUAAUCAUCGACUAACACUCAAAUUUCAGAAUCUCAGAGACGGCGUCAAAAUCGUCUCCUCGAGAGAGUUCUGUCCACUUAAUUUUCGAUUAACGGAAAGAAAAUUAUCCGACAUUGGUGCGAUGAUGCGUGUGGUCCAGUUGUCUCCUUUAAAAGGUAAAGUCUCGUGGACCGAUAAACCAGUGUCCUACUAUCUACACAUGAUCGACAGGACUGUGUUGGAAGAAUUCUUUCAUAAGCAGAAACAUGCUGGAGAAAAGUCUGAAGGUUCCACUACUUCAUUAUCAGGAGAUGAAGAUGAUAGUAAUAGUUCCUCUUCGUCUGAUUCAGAAUCAUCCUCAAGCAGUUCUGAAGGCUCCAGCCUUGACAGCACAAACGAGGAUCUAUUCCCGUCCCAGAACAGAAUGGGACCAGUCGAACACUACCACUUCCCUCCCUCCUCGAAUCAGUAUCUUACCGAGAGACCACACCCAAUUGCCGAAAGGCCACACUCUUUAGAUCGACCACACCCACUUUCCUCAUACAGGAAGUCAAUGAGUACCAGUACUUCGUCUGUUCCUAAAAAGUCCACGCCCCCUGUAGGCUCUACCCAUCUACCCCACCCACCCCAUCCGCAUGUACCUCAUCCUAAGAGACACAGGACUAAGGUUGUGGGCGGAGCAGUAGGUGUGGCUAGGGGCGGGGCCAAGAGGAAGAGGUUAUCAAAGAAAGAACCAAACUCGAUACAGCUCCAGCAUCAGGGAACACCGCUGAUUGACCACGCCUCCUUGAAUAGACUAUUUGACUCCUUUAGACAGCAGAAUGAAGCAUAUUUGAGUCAACUUGGUUCAUCUUCAUUCGCUGCCUGGCUGACUGAUGCUGCUGAGAAGGAGAAGAUGAAGCGAAAGCACCUAACAGGAGUCAUAGAGCACCUCGAGUCUGAAGUGAAGUCUUUGUCUCAGGAGACUAUACAGAGUAUGAAGAAGAGUAUGCUAAGCCUGGGUAUAACUGAUCUAACACCAGAGGGUCUUCUCUGUGGUGCCAAAGACAUUGUGGCUCUCAACAGACAGCUAAGGAAAGAAGUAGAGCUUUUGGAAAGAGAAGUGGUUCAACUUAAAGAGCAGCAUCACUCCAUGAAUGGAAUCAAUUGCCACUCUCCUUCUCCUCCAACUCUCGUCCCUCCUCCUCCUCCUCCUCAUAAUGUACCUCCUCCUCAAAAUGAUAAUAAUCCUAUUACUGUUCCUCCAUCACCUCCUCUUUCUAAAGUAGUCAAUGAAACACCUGAUAAUGCACUGUUAGUGACUGGUUCCUCUCCACUCCUACCUAAUGAAGAAACCACCUCUAUAACGAUCCCAUCACUGACCCCGCCUACUGCCACGCCCACUGAAAUAAAAAGCGAAGCAAGAGAACCCUCUCCUCCGCCAAUAGUAUCAAUACUCUGUGUUGAAGAGGCAGGAACUGCAGAGCAGAAACUAUCGGAAUUAUCUUCUCCUAAUUCUUUCUCUCCUCCGUCCUCUCUCCUCCAGUUUGAGAUCAGACUAGAGACGAUAGAUCAGGCCGUUCUUGAACUAGGACCUUUCGCUAAAGAGGUACAUCAACAGGAUAGAUUAGGAGUUGAUUCCGUGUCAAUGGGUUGGAACGAUUUUAGAAAGGAUAAAAUGGGUGUGGUUAUAGGUGGGGCUGCGAGUGUGGUACCGCCCCUUGCCCCGUCUGUGUUUAAAAGUGGUGAGAUACCGCCUGUGACGGUAGCAGCUGUAUCGUCUCUCAAAGGUGUCAAGAAAAAUGGACGCAGAAAGAAAGAGGAGAUGCCAUCAUGGACUAAUGGGGCACCCCCAAUAUUAUCAAUGGGCGUGUCUGUUGCCGGGGGUGAUGACGUGAUGAAAAGUGCCACGCCUCCUUUAAGACCGGAGUCUUUAGUAUCAGAAACAACUUCAGUUGCCGAGGCUAUGUUAGCGCUUGGCCAUGCCCCUAAUAACGAGGCUCAGACCACGCCUACUCCUGUUAGUAUGCCAGCUCUUAGAACCAGUAGUGGUAGUGUUGUGGGGGAGGUCAGGGACGAGGGUGCAAGAGGACGUUCCUCUUCAACCUCCUCUCACCCUCUCCCUCCCCUUCCUUCUCUCAGUCGGUUACCUCCCCCUCCUGCGUCUCUCAAUAUUCCACCGCCCUCUGUAUCGGCCAUGCCCCCUUCUCUCCCCCCUGAUCCUGCUCCUCUUGCUAAAAAUAGAACCGGUAGUACCAGCAGUUUAAAAUCCAACACUUCUUCUCUAGCAGUCAUAGAAGAUCCUUCUCCUCCAUCUAAUAUUGCUCUUACUCAGUAUGAGGCUAGUUCUAAUAAAAGCACACCUCCCGUGGGUCGUUCCUCUUCUCGAGACCACGCCCCUCCCUCCAGAGACUUGGCCCCGCCCUCUGCAACGUCUGGAAACCCAUUCCUACCUCCUAAUCUACAGACUCAGACCGAUUCCUCUGCUGUGGUCUCAUUCCCAUACUCCUUUGGCUGGAACCAGCCUCUGUAUCGGACUAACUUUUAUCCAGCUGCUAAUCCCGCCCACGCACUCACAUACGGAGUAUCAGCUGACUCUACCCACUCGUUAGAUACUCAGAUACGCCCACUUUUAUCACCUUACCUGUUCCGGUAUCCUUACACUGGGGCCAUGGGGACUCACUCUUUACAGGGUAGCAUCCCGUUAGGAGGAGUAGCCUCUGCUCCUUUUCAACCCACGACUCUCUCUUCUCCUCCGUCUCGUCUCUCAGCUUUUAAAACUCUCCACCAGCAGCCAUUUAAUAGAUCUCUGACUCCGCCCACUCUCCACCCACUAGUGACUGCUCAAGGUCUCGAUAAAGUCCCUACCCCGACUGUAGGUGAUGCCUUGAACCCCUGGUUCCUUAGCCAGUACCCGUCAGCCCCUGCUGGUGGGGUAGCGUUUCCUUUUGGAGUCCUCUCACAGCAAGCCACGCCUACAAUACCUCCGGGUACUUUUGGAGUAUUAGCCGGGGGCCUUCAAACUCCGCCCACUAGCGGGGAAGAAAAGAGAAUAGGAAGAGGAGGGAAGAGAGGUCCUACUGAGUAUUAUACCAGUACAGUUCAUGAUAAGCCGUCACACGAGAUGCUGCAACACAGACAGACCUUUGAUCAUUCACUUCUAUCGUCACCUUCACCUUCCUCACCUCGUCUGGAGGGGAGGGUGAGAGGGGGCGGGGCCAAGUCCGAGAGUAGAUCCACUCCCAGACUAAAGAUUCACCAGAUGAAUAACGAGGACUUUCAAGCAACAGACAAAGGAACUGAUCGUAGAAGGCGAAGACCACGUAUAUCCCAUCAACCUAAUCCUGUUAAAGACUUUGGGACAGUGACUCAUGUUAACGAGGUGUCUGAGACUCCGCCCACUCCAGAAGAAGACAUGAUUGAUGUGACAUCUAUUGAUCCAUCGCCACACCCUCUUUUAAUAAGAGGACAUCCUCUCGAAUCAGAUCAAUUGAUUCAUAUUGAAGAUUCACCGGCCCCGCCCACUCCUCCUGUAGCCCCACCCACUGAGAGUAGUACCGCCCACACAUCUAACGAACCUACCACUAAAGAGAAAAAUUUUGUGGUUAAUAAAAAUACAGAGAAAGAAGAAGAGUUGAUAUUGUUAUCUGAUCAAGAGGGAGGAUCUUCCGAAGGGACAGUGUCUGCUUCUCCUUCCCCUCUCCCCCUCUCUCCUCCUCCAGUAAGUAGCCACACCUCCUUCCUUUUCUCUCAAGACAAUGACUCAUCACUGACCUCCUCCAGACCAGCUGAAGAGACCAAAGAUCAAGAAAGAGUAGGAAACACUCCUCCUGUUACUACUGCUAUCAUAGAAAUGGCUACUCCUUCCGUAAUCACAGAAAUUAAUCGCCAUAUUCAAGUGUCUGGUGUGAACAGCAGUACUACUGACAGCCACUGCUUACAACCAUCAAAUAAAGUAUCCGGUUCCAGGACUACUACUACUAUUGGCAUUAAUACUGCUAGUAUACAUCAACCACCUACUACAGUAGCUACUAUUGCUACUACUAAUGAUACUAGUGCUAAUAGUGAAGGACUGAUAGCAGAGAAAGAAAGAGAGUCACAUACAACAGGAGAAAAGGGAGGAAGGACAUUAGUAACUGAUAAUACCUCAUCACUGAUAGGUAACAGUCAUGUUACUGUACAUUCUGAUACAACAAGACCUGAUGAUGCUAAUCCUCAAUACACUAACAGUGUCAAUGGUAGCAGUAUUACUGAGUCACAAUCUACUAGUACCAGUAUCGUACAAUCAAACACCACUUCGUUACUCUCGACUCCGCCCCUUUCUCAAACCAUGCCCACUCCAUUAAUUAAUACCAUUACGAUCAGUCAUUCUGAGGAUGAAUCAAGUGAUAAAGAGAAAGGAUCUUAUCUACCGAUCGACAUGUCUGACAUCAGCGGAAUGAGAUUUGAGUUUGACGACAGUGAAGAGAAAAGCCUCGAAAUUACAAGUCUUCACUCUUCGUCUCCUGGUAGUGACCAUGCCCAUUUAUCGUUGAAUUCUAAUCCACCACCAGGAGAGGAGGAGGAGGAGGGAGAGAUACUAUCAGUUGAUGAUUUAGAAGUUGAAGAGAAGGAGGAGGAGGAGGAGGAAGGUAAGAGAUUGGAAGAAGAUAAAGUAGAAGCUGACCCUGAGGAUGUUUUUCAAGAUGGCGGUCACAACCCUCACUCUUCCCGACUCCUCUCUUCAUCAUCGUGUUCAUCAGAUGCUCUUCGCUACCAUGAGGAUAGGAUCUCUCUCUCUGUGGACGACAGACUCUCCCCUCCCACCCCUCAGAAGACUCUGCCCACCUCCAAUAUGCUACCAACGUCUACCGCUAAUCCUAUUAAAGAGAAGAGAAAUUUUUUCAGUUUGGAUGGAGACAAAAGUACAAGUCAGCGAUUUAAUACGAUUGAUAUCAGAAUUGAUAGUGAAGACAUUAGCAGAGAAGGUGAUGAGACUGGUUUUGAAGUAAAGCCUAGCGAGAUUACUAGUAAUAAUUUCACCAGUACUGUUCUUACUGAUGAUAUUAGCAGCAGUCAAGAGUCUUUGAAAAAGAAAAAGAAGAGGUUGUUGAACAGGGAUUUCACCAAACACUCUCAGUCAAGAACAAUCUCCACUGCCAUAGCUAGUCCUCCAUCUUCAACUAUUAAACAAUCAUCAACUCAAAUCAAAGAGAGACCGAGAGAGAAGAGUCUAUCAAAGCAUUCCAGUAAACUACAUGUACACCAUGUAGAGGAGAAACACCGUCACCAUCGUCAUAGACACCGUCACCACGGUGACAGGUUGACCACGCCUCCUAGUCGUCACGAGCAACAUGGAGGGUCGUCUGAAAGAAAAGGACAUCAUAGAUCACCGAGACCACGCCCUCAUGUCGGAGAGGAACAGUUGUCACCUCAUCGUAGCCACGCCCACAACAGAAUGAAGAGACACAGUCCGAGUGAAGAUCGUACUCAUCAUAAGAAGACAAGCCACACCCACUCCUCCGCCCACUAUCAUCAUGAUCAUAAUCACUGCAGUGGGCGGAGUCACUCUUCAACUCCUGUCAGCGAUCAUUAUGAAAGUGGGCGUGUCUUUGAUAAACCACACCCACACAGAACAAAGGAAUCGUCACCGAGCUGGAACUCUGAUGGUCCCGAGGAUGGGAGGGUGUGGUCUCAUCACCAUGGCGACCAUAGAAAGAGGCGUGGCAGUGAAGGAAGUGGGGAGGAUGUUAAAUAUAAAAAGAGAAAACAUCAUAAGAAUCAUGAUGAGUCCAGAUACUACAAUAAAGAACAUCAACCUACUUCAGUUCCUUAUUAAUGAGACACACACACACAUACUGCUGUAUAACUACUACCCAAUGGCUGCUCUCUCUCUCUCUCUCUCUGUUUGUGAUAGAUUAUAAAUUAUUAUUAUU